GCCCUCGGUCGUGCGGGGUUCCGGCGGUUGUGUCAGUCAACCGGGAGAAGGUGUUGACAGUUGACAGUUCUUCGCGGCAUGGCUAGCUAACGUUAGCAGGGUGCUAGCCGGGGCAGCCGGCGUCUCUGCGGCCGGACACAAGCCCACCGAUGCCGCAAUAUUCCAUCCUCUAACCUUGUGCACCUGUGACAACUCCUUGCCCUUGCCCUUACAUUUGCACCAACCCCUGUUCCUGCAUCUGCCCAUGUCCCUGCCCCAGCAAAAAAGAGACAACAAAAGAAACUGUUGCCUUCAUGGAGAAUCAAUGCUGUAAAAAAACGAAUUACCUGACCGUCACCUGAGCGCAUUAGCCCAACUCACUUUGCCUCAGCCGUGCCUGUGAUACCUCGCACCAAUCAACCCCCCACGCCCUUUUCCCUCCCUGCACCUCUUUCUUUUCCAAGGGCCUCGCCAUGGCGUCCGUACGGUUCACAGUGACACCAACCAAGGCGGAGGACCUCCCUGGGCUGCCGGACACCUCGCCUGAAAUCGUCUCUCGUUCUGGUACUCACGUACGCUUUGGCUCCCGGGAAAGCGUCAGCCGAAGCGAGCCUCAUAGCGAUGCCUCGGGAGGACUCACAACAACAGCGGGAGGAGGCGGGACAGAAAUUCCAUGCCACAGCAAUAUGGAGCAAGGGGAUGGAAAUUCUAAAAUCUCCAGCGUGUAUAUCAACAACAGCCAUGGUGUGGAUGACGAUGACUUGUACGACAGAAACCUGGCCCUUUUUGAGGAGGAGAUGGACACCCGGCCUAAAGUGUCGUCUCUGCUCAGUCGGCUGGCCAACUACACCAAUUUGACGCAGGGGGCCAAGGAGCACGAGGAGGCUGAGAGCAUCGGUGAAAAGAAGAAAGUCAGCAAGUCGCCGCAGAUGGGGACUUUCAUGGGCGUCUACCUGCCGUGCUUGCAGAACAUCUUUGGCGUCAUCUUGUUCCUGCGUCUGACCUGGGUGGUGGGGACCGCUGGUGUGCUGCAGGGCCUCUGCAUUGUCUUUAUCUGCUGCUGCUGUACGCUGCUGACCGCCAUAUCGAUGAGCGCAAUAGCAACUAACGGAGUGGUUCCAGCUGGAGGCUCCUACUUCAUGAUCAGCCGCUCUCUGGGUCCAGAGUUUGGGGGUGCAGUCGGCCUGUGCUUUUACCUGGGCACCACCUUUGCCGGAGCCAUGUACAUCCUGGGAGCCAUCGAGAUCCUACUGAUGUACAUCGCUCCCGAUGCAGCCAUCUUUGCUGCCAAAGGGUUGGAAGGCGAGGCUGCGGCCAUGUUGAAUAACAUGCGUGUCUAUGGCUCAAUCUGCCUCCUCCUCAUGUCUCUGCUAGUCUUUGUGGGUGUCAAAUAUGUCAACAAGCUGGCCUCCGUCUUCUUAGCCUGCGUCAUUGUCUCAAUCGUCUCCAUCUAUGUCGGCGCGCUGGUCUCUGCUUUCAAGCCGCCCAAUUUCCCAGUGUGUAUGCUCGGAAACAGAACCAUCAACAGCCACGAUCUGGUUGACGACCAUUGUGCAAAAACCGUCCUGCUGCCAGCUGAGAAGGAGGACGCCAACGUUACCCUUCCUAUCGACGGCAACACCACCGCCCUCCCGACUUUUGAGCCAGACCCCAGUUCAGCUCUCAUGGAGAAGACCACGUACUUGUGGAGCCGUUACUGCCAGAGUACAGAGCUCAACGCCUCUUGCGACGAUUACUUCAGCACCAACAACUUCUCAAGGAUCGAUGGCAUUCCUGGUCUGGCCAGCGGAAUCAUCGCAGACAACUUGUGGAGCUCGUAUCUCAGCAAAGGAGAUGUGGUGGAGAAAAGCCUUUUGAGCUCUUCGCACGGUGUACACUUGGCGUCCACUCAGCAGCCUUACGUCUUUGCCGACAUCACCACAUCCUUCACGCUGCUGGUGGGAAUCUUCUUCCCGUCUGUCACCGGAAUCAUGGCUGGUUCCAACCGGUCGGGGGACCUGAAAGAUGCCCAGCGUUCUAUUCCCAUCGGAACCAUACUUGCCAUCCUUACCACUUCUGUUGUUUACUUGAGCAGCGUUCUUUUGUUUGGCGCCUGCAUUGACGGCGUGGUCCUCCGAGACAAGUUCGGAGACUCCGUAAAAGGGAAUCUGGUGGUGGGCACCCUCGCCUGGCCCACCCCCUGGGUCAUUGUGGUGGGUUCCUUCUUUUCCACAUGCGGCGCCGGCCUCCAGUCGUUGACAGGUGCUCCGAGACUUCUGCAGGCGAUCGCCAAGGACAACAUUGUCCCCUUCCUUCAGGUGUUUGGUCACGGCAAAGCUAACGGCGAGCCCACAUGGGCUCUGCUCCUGACGGCCCUCAUCGCCGAGCUGGGCAUCCUCAUUGCAUCUCUGGACCUGGUGGCUCCCAUCUUGACCAUGUUCUUCUUAAUGUGCUAUUUGUUUGUCAACUUGGCCUGCGCCCUACAGACCCUCCUGAGGACGCCAAACUGGAGGCCGCGCUUCUCUUUCUACCACUGGUCCUUGUCUUUUUUGGGGAUGACGAUUUGCCUUGCUCUCAUGUUCAUCUCGUCAUGGUACUACGCAAUUGUUGCUAUGGUGAUCGCAAGCAUGAUCUACAAGUACAUUGAGUAUCAUGGAGCAGAGAAAGAGUGGGGGGAUGGGAUCCGUGGCCUCUCGCUCAGCGCAGCCCGUUAUGCCCUCCUGAGGUUGGAAGAAGGGCCACCGCACACCAAGAACUGGAGGCCCCAGCUGCUUGUCUUACUCAAGCUGGAUGAAGACUUACACAUCAAGUCUCCUCGCCUGCUGACCUUAGCCAGCCAGCUGAAAGCAGGGAAAGGCCUGACCAUCGUGGGCACUGUGGUUCCCGGCAACUUCCUGCAGAGCUACGGAGACGCGCUUGCGGCGGAGCAGACCCUGAAACACCUGAUGGACAAGGAGCGUGUGAAGGGCUUCUGCCAGUGCAUUGUAGCACAAAAGGCACGUGAAGGCAUCAGUCACAUGAUCCAGUCCAGCGGCUUAGGCGGGAUGAAGCCCAACACCGUAGUGAUGGGAUGGCCUCACACCUGGAGGCAGAGCGAGGACCCGCAGUCCUGGAAGACUUUCAUCCACACAGUGCGUGUCACAACAGCCGCCCACCUGGCUCUGCUGGUGCCCAAAAACAUCUCACUGUUCCCCAGCAACAGCGAGCCGUGUGCAGAUGGCCACAUCGACGUGUGGUGGAUCGUACAUGACGGUGGGAUGCUGAUGCUGCUACCCUUCCUGCUGCACCAGCACAAGGUGUGGCGCAAGUGUGGGAUGCGGAUUUUCACUGUAGCCCAGAUGGAAGACAAUUCUAUCCAGAUGAAGAAGGAUCUGGCAACCUUCCUCUAUCACCUACGCAUUGAAGCAGAAGUGGAAGUCGUGGAGAUGCAUGACAGUGACAUCAGUGCGUACACCUACGAGAGGACCCUGAUGAUGGAACAGAGGUCAGAGAUGCUCCGUCAGAUGCGGCUGUCAAAAUCGGACCGUGAGCGAGAGGCUCAACUCGUCAAAGACCGCAACUCCAUGUUGCGACUGACCAGCAUCGGCUCUGACGACGAAGAUGACACAGACGCUGGUGAGCGGGACCGGGCAGCGCCCGGCGAUGGCUCCUCGGAACGCCACCGUCGCAUUCAGAUGACCUGGACCAAAGAGAAGGCCGCACAGUACCGGGCUACACACUCGGGAUGCUCCACGCCAGAGGGCUUUAGAGACAUGCUCAGCAUCCGACCGGACCAUUCCAACGUAAGGAGGAUGCACACUGCAGUCAAGCUCAACGAGGUGAUUGUCAACAAAUCCCAUGAUGCCCGAGUUGUACUGCUCAACAUGCCAGGACCGCCCAAGAACCCAGACGGAGAUGAAAAUUACAUGGAGUUUCUCGAGGUUCUAACUGAGGGUCUGGAGCGUGUUCUGUUGGUCCGAGGUGGGGGAAGUGAAGUCAUCACCAUUUACUCUUGACGGGGCAAUCUGCUUUUGAAAGAGCUGCCAAUCAACAGGAACUGAGGUGAGGGUUGAUCAUCGGCUGCAUUGUUACACUCAAAUCAAAGCGCCGCUCGUCACUCACUCGUCUUCGCGCUUCUCUGUUGUCACACGCCUUUCCAUUUUGCUAGCGUCAAGAAAGGCCAUGUGUUUUUGUGAGGGUUGUCGUAUGAUGUCAUCAGAAGUACUCAGGGUUUAAUUUUUGGUUUUUAUUUGUGUUAUCAAAGCAAGAUAUGUAUUUUUCACAUUUUUAUGCACUUUUUCCAAAAUAGUAAGUUAAUUUGUUAGUCAUGUCACAAGUUCACAUUUUUUACUUUUUAAGCAUUGUUUUUAAUUUUCCUCAUUUUUAACUGACAAAACAUGUUCUUAGUAGUUCUGAUGUGACACAUAAAAGUCUGACAAACAUGAAAGUGACGCACAGCCUCCCUUGCAUCCCACUGCAAUACCUUCAAUGUUACAGUUAGCUAUUGUAGUGCUUCUGGGGGGGUGUUUUCAGGCCUUCCUGAUUGAAAGGACCACUGGACCACGUGCACGUAUUUUAUGUUUAAAUGAUACACGUGUUCAUCAAAGUUGACCUGCUGAUGUUCCCUUUGUGUGUGUAAGCGUGAAUGAGAGCUUGUUGCAAAUUUAAGCUGUGAACCGCAAAGUCUUCUAUUUUGCUUUUUUCCCCCUCGUGUACUGAUUGUUUGUGUUACAAUGCAGGGAUUUUUCUUUUCAUGUUUGAUUAUUGCCUGUACAUAAAGAUUCAAAGGUGUAACUUUUUGUAUGACAUUGAUAUGAAAUGAGGCAUAAAACUUGUGCUUGAAAAUUUUGGAAAUAAAGUGAUUUUGAA
Entelurus aequoreus (snake pipefish) is the source of this 4806-nucleotide messenger RNA. RefSeq names its product solute carrier family 12 member 6-like. Gene Ontology annotation, molecular function: potassium:chloride symporter activity. The coding region runs from base 453 to 3953 and encodes 1166 amino acids. Gene Ontology annotation, cellular component: membrane. Lineage: Eukaryota; Metazoa; Chordata; Actinopteri; Syngnathiformes; Syngnathidae. Gene Ontology annotation, biological process: chemical synaptic transmission; cell volume homeostasis; potassium ion homeostasis. The record is from RefSeq and is a predicted model, not a curated record. The transcript has 26 exons.